UUGACGGUGUUGCUGAUAUUUGUUUGGUUUCUGCGUGCGAAAAAGAAAGAAGGAAAUAUUUUUGCUUUUGUCAUCACGCACAUUUUGACAAUUACAUACGAGAGUUCACGUAGGUGCGAACAGCCUUCGAAAUCUCUUUCAACGCGAAUAAACCGAAUAUGUAAUUGUCAAAAUGUGCGUGAUGACAAAAGCAAAAAUAUUUCCUUCCUUCUUUUUCGCAUGCAAAAACCAAACAAAUAUCAGCAACACCGUCAACGCGAAUUCAAAAGUAAACAUCUCUGCCGAGCGUAGAAAGCUUGCAGCUGCUUUUAAAGUGGAUUAUUCGAAGCUACAUUAGAUAUUUACCGAAAUUGACUGGCUAUGGAGAACAUCUUGGAACCGAGUAGCUCCGAUGAUAACAUGCCAUCAGACGGAAAAAAGGACAUGCAUUCGCUGCUGUCUUCGGAAGAUGACUUUUUCGACGGACCGCCGUCGUCAUCAAUAAAAAUCGAACCAACCCAGCUGCAGGAAGACGGCCGAUCUUCAUACUUGAAAUCCGAAUUUGAAGACAUUAUCUUUCCCGAGAUCGGCCGGGAAAGCCAGAAUAACAGCGACGAAGCUCUCAGUAAGGAACAACAGCAAAAGAACCUGGAACGAGCGAAGCGGAAAGAAAUGAAAAGCAAAAAGAUUAUGGAGGAAGAAGAGCUGGAGAAGAUGCAAGUUCUCGUAUCCAACUUUACCGAGGAACAACUGGACCGCUAUGAAAUGUACCGGCGGGCUGCUUUUCCAAAAGCAGCCGUCAAACGGCUAAUGCAAACCAUCACCGGCUGUUCGGUGUCGCAGAAUGUGGUCAUCGCUAUGUCCGGUAUAGCGAAGGUUUUUGUCGGAGAGGUUGUCGAGGAGGCCCUUGAUGUCAUGGAGGGAACGGAAGAAACCGGUGCCAUACAACCGAAAUACCUUAGAGAAGCAGUACGACGAUUGCGGGCCCGGGGGCAAAUUCCAAACGGUCGGGGGCAUAAACAGUUUUUUAAAAUGAAUUAGUAUAUUUGAAUUAUGUUAGAUAUUUCAGAAACAAUGGUUUAACUAUUAGUGCUUUUUUGUACUGAGUAACUUAAUAAUACAAUAAAAAUAUGUCAAUAAAUAUA
Wyeomyia smithii (pitcher-plant mosquito) is the source of this 1124-nucleotide messenger RNA. RefSeq names its product transcription initiation factor TFIID subunit 11 (gene Taf11). Lineage: Eukaryota; Metazoa; Arthropoda; Insecta; Diptera; Culicidae. Gene Ontology annotation, cellular component: nucleus; transcription factor TFIID complex. Bases 361 to 1020 code for a protein of 219 amino acids. Gene Ontology annotation, biological process: transcription initiation at RNA polymerase II promoter; RNA polymerase II preinitiation complex assembly. Gene Ontology annotation, molecular function: transcription coactivator activity; protein heterodimerization activity. The transcript has 2 exons. The record is from RefSeq and is a predicted model, not a curated record.